Messenger RNA from Diutina rugosa, 1461 nucleotides. RefSeq names its product bifunctional 2-aminoadipate transaminase/aromatic-amino-acid:2-oxoglutarate transaminase (gene ARO8). Gene Ontology annotation, molecular function: pyridoxal phosphate binding; aromatic-amino-acid:2-oxoglutarate transaminase activity; L-2-aminoadipate:2-oxoglutarate transaminase activity. Gene Ontology annotation, biological process: L-tyrosine biosynthetic process; aromatic amino acid catabolic process. The transcript has a single exon. NCBI's taxonomy places the organism in Eukaryota, Fungi, Ascomycota, Pichiomycetes, Serinales, Debaryomycetaceae. The record is from RefSeq and is a predicted model, not a curated record. The coding region runs from base 1 to 1461 and encodes 486 amino acids.
AUGUCCAGUGCCAAAGACCUCUCCCACUUGUUGUCGCUUGAAGCUCGGCUGAGAAAGCCGCUGCCGUUGAAGGAAGCCUUCCGUUUCUUUGGCCAGGAAGGCCUCACGUUCUUGGGCGGCGGGUUGCCGUUGGCGGACUACUUCCCCUUCGACAAGGUCACCGCCGACAUCCCCACGCCGUCGUUCCAGGACGGCAUCGCCGCUCCCGUCACCGCCGACAACAAGACCGUCGUCGAGGUGUACAAGCGCAAGGCUCAGAACGACCCCAAGAACAAGGACGUCGAGUUGGCGAGAUCGUUGCAAUACGGCUACACCGAAGGCCAGACCGAGUUGGUCGAGUUCUUGCGGGAACACACCCAGAUCAUCCACUCGCCCAAGUACUCGAACUGGGACCUCAUCACCUCCGUUGGUAACACCGAGCUGUGGGACUCGACGCUCAGAACGUUCUGCUCGCGCGGCGACCUGAUCUUAGUCGAAGAGUACUCGUUCUCGUCGGCGCUCGAGACGGCGCUGGCCUUGGGUGUCAACACCAUCCCCGUGCCCAUGGACGAAUACGGUUUGCUCCCCGAGGCGAUGGAAAAGCUCAUGGACGCCUGGGAAGGGCCCAAGCCGAAGUUCUUGUACACCAUUUGCACCGGUCAAAACCCCACCGGUUCGUGUCUCUCGGCGGAGAGACGUGAGGCUAUCUACAAGAUUGCCCAGAAGCACGACUUCCUCAUCAUCGAAGACGAACCUUACUACUUCCUUCAGAUGGACCCUUACACCACCGACGAGCUGGCUCGUGCUGGCAAGAAGGUUGACAGCCACGACGAAUUCAUCAAGGCGAUGGUCCCUUCGUUCCUUUCGAUGGAUGUCGACGGCAGAGUGUUGCGUUUGGACUCGUUCCUGAAGGUGUUGGCCCCUGGUUUGAGAAUCGGGUGGAUCACCGGGCAAAAGCCUCUUCUUGAAAGGUUCGUGCGGUUGCACGAAGUGUCCAUCCAAUGCCCCGCCGGUUUGACUCAAUCUUUGACUAACGGUUUGUUGCAAAGAUGGUCGCAAUCGGGUUACCUCGAUUGGUUGAUUGGCUUGCGUGCCGAAUAUACCAAGAAGCGUGACGUUGCCAUGGACGCCGUCGCCAAGUACUUCCCCAAGGAAGUGACUUCGUACGUCCCCCCUGUGGCUGGUAUGUUCUUCACCGUGAACUUUGACGCCACCAAGCACCCUAAGUACGAAGAAUGGGACCGCGACGUCGCCAAGGUCGAAAACGCUAUCUACGAACAAGGUAUCAAGCAAGGGUGCUUGAUGAUCCCCGGGCUGUGGUUCAAGUCGAUUGGCCAAUCGAACCCUCCCCAAAAGGUGAGCCCCAAGUCUGACGAAAACAAGGUGUUCUUCAGAGGCACCUACGCUGCCGUGCCCUUGGACGAAUUGGUACGUGGUUUAGAAAAGAUGGGUAACGCCGUCAAGGUAGAAUUUGGGUUGUAA